AGUUGUCUUUAAAAUAUAUUACAUCGAAGUAAUUAAAUUAAUGUAUAUUAUCUAUUUUCAAAGACAGUCAAUUUUGGACACCAGACCAAAAUAAUUUAGUGUAUGGACAAUUGAAAAAUAGGUGGUCAAUAGUUUCAGAAGAACAGAAGAUACAAGGAUCCACUUAAAUUUAAACCUUUUGUGUAGAAAAUCUCUAACAGGAUCUGCUGUGAAGUCUAAUUGUUGCAAGCUUCACAGAGCUAAAUGGUUAUGGCAGCAGCUACUCCCACUGUCAACACAAAACCGGAAGCGACGCAAUCGGGAACCCCGCAAAGUUUUGCUUCCGCUUUUUUUCUCGACUGCCUUGGCUAUUGUUAAAAUGCACUGAGUUCGUUAUUUUAAUUCCUAUUAAAUCAGUCAGGUAAUUAUUUAUUGUAAGACGUACUAAAUCAUUGGGACGUAGAGAGCUCCGCUAUAAAUAGACCUAUCAAAUUAUAUAGAUCGCAAAUGCUGAUGACGGCUAAUUCUUUCGGUUUCUGUGACACUAGCGAACAUGCAUUUUGAAAUGUAUUGUAGCUAGCCAACAACACUCAAAUACUAUUAUUUCUAUUUCCGAUUAUCCACUGUAGAAACUAAUUGCUCGAACAUGGAUGUCCGUAUAUCACUAUCGGUCUCGCUGCUGCGAGAUCAGCUGGGAACCGUAAUCGAGCAAGCGGUGACUAACGCGGUGGAGACUGUGUUAGGAGAGAUGCUUAAAGUUGUAGGCUGCAAAUUCGAUGAGUUCAGCAAGGAAAUGACAGCGAAAGAAAAGGAGAAUGAGAGUAUCAAAAAAAUGCUGGAAAUAUCACGAUGCCAGAUGAAAACCAUGCGGAAGUAUCUGAGUGCUGUCAGUGCCAAGGAUGAGCGACCAGUUCCUGUGAACCAAAAGUAUGGCAAACAGACUUUGUGUCAAUACAGGGGAGAGUUACAGUUCCCAAAUCAAAAUUGGACAAGGAAAGCGGGCGACGGAAACUUUACCCCCAAUGAGAGAGCUGAAAGACUUCUCAAUGACAACCAAAUUGCAUCUUUGUCUGAAGGUUUGCCUCGAACUAUACAGCUACGCGACGGAACAGCCAUUAAGGACCAAGUAAUUGCCGUCAAAGAGAGCCAGGACACGCAUAGCUCUGCCCCAAACUUGCAUCCGAAAGAUUAUAUUCACAUCAAAGAAGAGCACAGGGACCCUCUGGAGAGGCCUGGUGGGUGUCACAGUAGGGAGGGGUUCUGUGAGACAGAGCCUUCCCAAGGGGGGUCCACAGAGGUCCUUGAUUUUGACCCCUCUCUUCACAAACUAGACAACAUUGCUGUGACAACCAUGGGAGCAUCCCCACAAGCAAAAGAGGAGGAGGCAGAGAUGCAACUGAUCUGCAUAAAGGAGGAACCUCCUGAGCUGGAGAUCCACACACUGAGCCCCCAGCCCCCGGACCGUCUCAGCGACCCCUGCCCUGACCAGGGAGGCGGACAGGACAGGGCUGGGCCAACAGACUGUCUGAUGGGGACAGCCCUCCCCACCAUGAGCUCCCCCACAUCAGGCUGGGACGGCCAGGCGCGGCGCGGCGGGAUCAGGCCGCAGGGCGAGCUGCAGACGCUGAGGCAGCAGCGGGCGGAGCUGCAGAGGCGCAGUCAGCUGCGUAGGCGGGAGCGGGAGAGGAGCCUGCCGCAGGCCCUGCAGGUCGCCAUGGAGAGGGAGCGGCGGGAGAAGACGCGCAUCCGGGUGGCGCGCUGGCGCGCGAAGCGCAAGAUGCAGGCCGCCGGCCUGAUGACAUCACAGCCCACACAGCUGGACUACGGGCUGGCGCAGAGCGUGCAGAUGCACGCCAACGACGCGCUACGCUGUCGCCAGCAGUACGGCAGCCUUAUGUACGGCAGCGCUCAAUACGAGAACGGCGCCCUCUACCCUCCGCUGCACAUAGGACAAGAGCUAACGGACGCGCUAGUGCAAUCUGAAGUGACAGUGGUGCAGCAGGGCAUUCUGGGGUCGGACUCUGAACUCUUCCAGCAGAGCGAGUUUGAAGCCUGAGAAUUUCAGGUUUCUGUGGCAACGGACAUUCCAACUGCUGCAAGACAAGAUAUAUUGAGUUUGUUAAAGAAUAAUGCACAAAGAAAGGAUUAUUCAUUAAUAUGAGGGCUUGGACCGAGGGGAACAGCUCAGCACCUGGGAAGAUCAUUUUCCACUUUAGAGAAAUGAACAGCGUACAGCUGUGGCUCUGAUAUGUCAGUGAUGUCUAAAACUAACCACGUGCUUAAUAAAUAAUUCCUCUAAAUCAGCUCCACUAAAGGUACAUUCAAACCCUUUUAAAUACUGCAAAUAUUUCCUAAGUACGAAAACUAGGGUUUUUUCCUGUCUACCGGCCUCAUUGUUUAGUUUUUUUUCUUUUGUUUUUUCUUGUUUACUUCAGCCAACUUUUUAAAUACCGUUUAAAUGCUCACAGCAUUAUUAACAGCGAGUGCACUUACUUACAUGAGCGCUCCGUACUACUCAGGGAUCUGAAUUUGUUUAUUAAAUUAUUCUGUGGUUAUAGAAUUAAGACCCUGUCAAAUGUCAAAAUGUUAAUUUGUGAUUUGUGAAUAGGGGUGGAUACAUGCCUCCACGUGGGUGUUUUAUGUGACCGCCAAUUAAUUAAUGGCAAAAUUCAUAUUUAAUGCAUAAAUAAAAACUUGUCAUGUCUCAA
Messenger RNA from Conger conger (European conger), 2687 nucleotides. RefSeq lists its product as uncharacterized. The record is from RefSeq and is a predicted model, not a curated record. The transcript is spliced from 3 exons. NCBI's taxonomy places the organism in Eukaryota, Metazoa, Chordata, Actinopteri, Anguilliformes, Congridae. Bases 626 to 2035 code for a protein of 469 amino acids.